CUCAGAGAGCCCUCUACAGAGACGUCAUGCAGGAGAACUAUGAGAAUGUGACCUCGCUGGCAUCACCCCAACAUGCCAGUGACACACACACUACCAAAGACCCUUCCCUGCUGCAGAACACUUUGGGAACAGAGCACAGGAGCAGUAUUACACAGUGUCAAGAUCUCCUAUUUGCUCAAGUAAAACUGGGAGUUAAGUCCAGCAUAACCAACCAAAGGUUCCUACCCCGACCUUCUCUCAAACCCUGAGCCUGCUCCACCCAGACCAGAAUGUGCUUGGGGUGUAACAAGCAGGCUGCUGGAGUCAGAGCUGCUGGUCCAGGGUUACUUAUCACACAGACACUCCGUGCGUUCUUGAAUGCUGGCUGGGGGUAUCCAGACAACGGAGCUCCAGCAGCAGAACAUUGAAACUCACCCAGGAUUACAGAUGACAGAACUCCUCACUGGUCUGGAUUGCACCCAUGCGUGUGAAAAUGGCCUAGGGUUUCCAGUUUCCCAACCUGAUGUGAUCUCCCAGCUGGAACAAGGAGAAGAGUCAUGGGUCCGAGACCUCCAGGGUUCAGAGGAAAGAGAGAUCCUGAGAGCUCCCUGCACAGCAGGUGAUGCAAUUCUUUGUGAGAAUGAGCAGAAUUCUCAGCAGGAAGAUGCUGAGCAAGUGGCUAAAUAUGGAGCAUUAUCGCAGAGAUCGAAAAGGAAUGUGUUCAGGAGUCAUGAGCAGGGAAAAUCCUGUGAGAUUCAGCACAGACCAGAGAGAGAACAGGGAAACCAGCCAGGAGAGAAAGUGGGUAAAUAUAUUUAUUCUCAGGGAACUCAGGAGAACCUCAAGGAAACCACAAUCCAGCAGGAAAUCCUCAUGGGAAAGAGAAAAAAUACAUGCACUGAGGGUGGAAAAAACUUAAGUGACUACUCAGCCCUUAUUAAACAUCAGAGAAUCCACACAAGAGAGCGGCCCUAUGAAUGCAGUGAGUGUGGGAAAAACUUCACUCACAGAUCAGGCCUUUUUCAACAUCAGAGAAUCCACACAGGGGAGAGGCCCUAUGAAUGCAGUGAGUGUGGGAAAACCUUCAUUCGGCGUGCACAUCUUAUUACGCAUCAGAGAAUCCACACAGGAGAGAAACCCAAUGAAUGCAGUGAGUGUGGGGAAACCUUCAGUCAACGCUCCAGCCUUGUUAGUCAUCAGAGAGUCCACACAGGGGAGAGGCCCUAUGAAUGCAGUGAGUGUGGGAAAACCUUCAGUCAACGCUCAAGCCUUGUUAGUCAUCAGAGAAUCCACACAGGGGAGAGGCCCUAUGAAUGCAGUGAGUGUGGAAAAACCUUCAAUCACAGCUCACACCUUAUUACCCAUCAGAGAAUCCACACUGGAGCGAGGCCCUGUGAAUGCAGUGAGUGUGGGAAAACCUUCAAUUGCAACUCACACCUUAUUACCCAUCAGAGAAUUCACACAGGAGAGAGGCCGUAUGAAUGCUGUGAGUGUGGGAAAACCUUCAAUCGCAGCUCAAACCUUAUUACCCAUCAGAGAAUCCACACAAGGGACCGGCCCUAUGAAUGCCGUGAGUGUGGGAAAAGUUUCACUAACAGAGCAGCCCAUCUUAAUCAUCAGAGAAUCCACACAGGGGAGAGGCCCUAUGAAUGCAGUGUGUGUGGGAAAAACUUCACUCAUAGAUCAGGCCUUUUUCAACAUCAGAGAAUCCACACAGGGGAGAGGCCCUAUGAAUGCGGUGAGUGUGGGAAAACCUUCAUUCGGCGCUCACAUCUUAUUACACAUCAGAGAAUCCACACAGGAGAGAAACCCAAUGAAUGCAGUGAGUGUGGGGAAACCUUCAGUCAACGCUCCAGCCUUGUUAGUCAUCAGAGAGUCCACACAGGGGAGAGGCCCUAUGAAUGCAGUGAGUGUGGGAAAACCUUCAUUCGGUGCUCACAUCUUAUUACCCAUCAGAGAAUGCACACAGGUGAGAAACCCUAUGAAUGCAGGGACUGUCGGAAAACCUUUUUUUGGAGCUCAGCCCAUGUUAGGCAUCAGAGAAUCUGCAAGGGAGAUCAACACCAUAAUAGCCUCUAGGGCUAUCAAGACUUCUUUUUUUUCUUUAAUACUUUGGCUGAUUCCCCCAUAGUGACCUUUAAAGCUGUUUGAACUGUUUGCAGCACCGUUAUCCCUCAGCUUGUCCAGAUGGGUGACCUAUUUUUGCCUUUUGCAGUUCACCCUGUUUCGAGGUAGACCCAUUUGUCCUUUCUAUCAACUCCAUUGGCUCAUGAGUAAUUCGAAUGUGCCCUUCCUACAGGGAACCAGGGAGCAUCACAUUUAUACCAUUCCUCCUAUUGCAGACUUAUUGUUAGUCACCAAUGAUGCAGAUUGUAUCGUUGCUAGUUGUUCUCAUGUUGCUCUGGGUUGUGCUGAAGAGCAGUUAUAUUGGGAACUUUUAAAAUUAUAUUUAAAUGAAGAGAAGCAGGGGCAGGAAAAAAGGUGUCAAUUCAGCCUCUGUGACACUGGAAGGAGAUGGGGUGACUCAGAGAUUCCCUCCUUCCCCAUCACUCCAGAACUGUUACCUCCUAUCUGAUCCAUGCAGAGUUUGUCUUCGUCACAUUCUAUCCAUCCACUUCUCAAAGUGUCAUGUGAUGAAGUGUUAUCAGCUGUCUGUGCUUGGAGAUGAUGCUGUGACUUCUUUAAUCCUAUAUCAGAGUCACUAUGACUGGAGAUGAAAGGUCAAAGACCCGGAAGGGGAAUUAAAAUGGAUCCCAAA
Messenger RNA from Chrysemys picta bellii (western painted turtle), 2737 nucleotides. RefSeq names its product zinc finger protein 883-like. Lineage: Eukaryota; Metazoa; Chordata; Testudines; Emydidae. The record is from RefSeq and is a predicted model, not a curated record. Gene Ontology annotation, molecular function: DNA-binding transcription factor activity, RNA polymerase II-specific; RNA polymerase II cis-regulatory region sequence-specific DNA binding. Gene Ontology annotation, biological process: regulation of DNA-templated transcription.